UGGCGCCUGAACAAUAAUUACAACGAAGAGAAGAGAUUUCCUUUAAAAAGUGUACUUUGUGAGAAGGCUACCAGGAACAUAUUAAAGUCUUUAAAAAACUAGUUUGGAACAUUAUGCAGCUUUUCAUAUCGGUUUAAAGCAAAGUGCUCUUAACCAAGCAGCGGUGUUACUCGAUAUCUUUUUUUUCCGGGCUCUGGCAAACUGUAAGGUAAUUUGGCGUUGUUUACAAUGACUUCAUGACUUUCGAGCAGUCGCUCUCGAAGUUACAGGAAUGCAGAAGAAAUCAGACGAUCCGUAUGAGAGAUUACUUUUGCUGCAUCUUCAGCAUUAUGGAUUCCUCUCAGACGACAGCUCAGGCAUUAAAAGAGAAUGGGAGGGGAAUCAAGAUUCUACUACCUCAGACAUGAUUAACUCGUCCUCUCCAUCUGAGAGCAAUGACUCCAAUUUAGAAGAAGAACAAGAGGAGUCCAAGCCAUGUUCAAACUUUUUCAGUUUAAACAAAGCACUCAGGACCCGGCAGCUUGUGUUUGACUUUGAUGGGGAGCGUCCUAUUCCACGUCUAAGGGACCCUUUGGACCUCUUCACAAUCCCAUCUACCUCCUGUCCGUUCCAGGGCGUCCGCUGGCCCAUAGAAUGUGAUGUGAUCUGUGACAAAAUCCAGCAUAUUGAAUGGGACCCCUCAGAACCAGAGACGUUCUAUCAGCCAACAGGCAAUGAGCAAACUCCCAUUCCAGUAGGAGAAGUGAGAGGAAACACUGUCUAUUGCAUAGACCCAUCCACCAAAGCUUCCUACUUCACUUACUCUCGUGUAGGUGGAAGCAGAGGACCUAUCAAAAGUGCCACGGCCUGUGCCAACAAUCAGAAGGAGCCUACGCUAGCAUUUGAGUCUCGUUUUGAGUGUGGAAACCUGCAAAAAGCAGUUCAAGUUGGUCAGUAUGACUAUGAACUGACUUUGCGGACCGACUUGUACACUACUAAGCACACUCAAUGGUUCUACCUCCGAGUGAGAAACAUGAGGGCAGGUGCCACCUAUCGCUUCACUAUAAUCAACUUGAUGAAGUCUAGCAGUCUGUAUGGUGCCGGUAUGUGCCCGCUUCUCUACUCUGAAAAAACUGCCUGGCUAAAGGGAGAAGGAUGGAAGCGAACAGGAAGCAAUAUUAGGUACUACAGAAACAAUAUUGAGCAAGAGGGUAAAGCGCUGUACUCCCUCACCUGGACUUUAGAGUUCCCUUAUGAUGGGGACACCUGCUACUUGGCCCACUGCUACCCUUAUACAUAUUCAAAGCUACAGCAUUACCUGCGUGAAGUCAUCUCAGACCCUGUCCGUGCAGCGUACUGUAAACUGCGGGUGCUCUGUCGGAGCCUGGCAGGAAAUGCAGUAUAUGUGCUGACUAUUACGGCACCGUCCAGCAGCUUAGCAGAACGCAAAGCAAAACGGGCUGUUGUUGUGACAGCACGGGUACACCCAGGAGAAACCAACGGCUCUUGGAUGAUGCAGGGCUUUCUGGAGUUCCUGCUGAGUGACUUACCUGAUGCUCACUUGUUGAGGGAAACUUUCAUCUUUAAGGUUAUACCGAUGCUAAACCCUGAUGGCGUAGUUGUGGGAAACUACCGAUGUUCACUCGCAGGUCGCGAUUUGAACCGAAAUUACCGCAGUAUGCUACGCGACUCUUUCCCUUGUAUUUGGUAUACUCGCAACAUGGUGAAACGGUUGCUUGCUGAAAGAGAAGUUGUAAUCUACUGUGACUUCCAUGGUCACAGCAGGAAAAACAAUGUGUUCAUGUAUGGAUGCAAUGAACGGAAAGAUGGCUCGCAGUGUCUUCAAGAACGUGUUUUCCCGCUGAUGAUGAGCAAGAACGCCAAGGACAAGUUUUCUUUCAGGAGCUGCAAGUUCAAAAUGCACAAGAGUAAAGAAGGUACCGGACGCAUCGUCAUGUGGAGGCUAGGCAUUAGAAACAGCUACACAAUGGAAUCUACCUUCGGAGGCUCGACGUUAGGAGACAGGAAAGGAACACAUUUCAGCACACUGGACCUGAAAUCAAUGGGCUAUUGCUUUUGUGACACUCUGCUUGACUUUUGUGACCCCGACCCAGCCAAGACGACACACUGCCUCGAGGAGUUAAGGGUGUUAUUGAGACAAGAAGUCAGACGGAAACUGGGAAGAGAAGUGGACUCUUUAGAGAAUCUGUCGGACAUUGAUAUUGAGUCCAGCACAAGUGGUUCAAAUAGUACUGAAUCAGAUGGACUUCCUGUUCAUCUUUUAAAUGUCACAAACCAGGGUAAGAAAAAGCUCCUGAGAAGCCGAAAAGAAAGAAACAGACUCCGGCAAGGACGAGUACAGAGCGCAGGACCCAAAAUCCUUCAAAGGAACAUCAAACAUUUGGAUCCUGUGCCCUCAAAUGAAGAUGCAGUUAAAGUAAGAAUCCAAGAGAAAACCAUGUGUUUCGUGAAGGAUACUAAAAAACAAAAGGUGCCAUGUUCGGGAAGGGCGAAUCAGACAGUGAGGUCUUGGAUCCCUCAUCCCACCACUCACAUUGGUGUUAUAGAUAAUGUUCCAGAAAUUUGGGAGAACAGACUGGAUAAGAUUUCUCCUGCCACCAAUUUGCACAAUGGUUUUUUACCUUUUCGCCACUCUGUCUCAGUUGAUCAUGGGCACAAAACAUACCAGAAUGCCUCCUCAUCAGCGCCUCAGGGGCAAUUGCAACGACAGACCCACUUAGUUGCUAACAGUCAUAAAAGAUGCCCGUCUGUACCAGCCUCCCAAGAAAGAACUCUGACUAUGCCAGUUCCGUCAUACACAAUGUCCUUCUACCCUGACUUUAGACCCCAGCCAGAAUUCAAAGGAAGACCCCAUAUUUCAAACAUUAUGGCGAGGAGUCAACAGAAACUCAGGCAGGAAAGACAGAUGCAAGUGACCCAUAUUCCUGUCAAACACUUAAUGCCACUAGACAACAUGGGAACACUGAGGAUCAGUCAUAAAACAGAUGGACAAGCAGGUGCUGGAGCUGGUUUUGCGUCACCAAAUACAGAGCAGACCAGAAGGGCCAAUCAAAUCAGUAAACAAGAACUUUCCUGUUUCCUCCCUGAUAUGCACAGUCAUGCUCAGCUGUUUGGAAACCAGGCUGCCUUUGGAAAUCUAAGUUUAGGACGGCUGCCCAAAGGAAGCAAAUCUCAGGUUUUCAUAAAAAAUGCUGCUUCACAAGAUGCUAUGAGGAGUGAGGAGAAGUUCCAUGUGCGAUUUCUACAAGAGUCCAUGCAGGUGGAAGAUGAGUCCAAUGGUGUUCUGCCUCAAACAUCUCACUCGCUGCAGUCUCAGGAAAAAACAGACAAAAGCACAAGGUGAUACGAGCAGGGAACCUUUUCUUGCAAAGCCAAGUGCCUGAAUGCUGAAAUAUUCAGACUUUCUUUCAAAACUCAGUCAUCACUUCAGGUGUGCAUCUCUAUACAUUCAAUA
This is a messenger RNA of Danio aesculapii, 3454 nucleotides long. It is a transcript of the gene agbl2, whose product is annotated as AGBL carboxypeptidase 2. Lineage: Eukaryota; Metazoa; Chordata; Actinopteri; Cypriniformes; Danionidae. Bases 272 to 3343 code for a protein of 1023 amino acids. Gene Ontology annotation, biological process: proteolysis. The record is from RefSeq and is a predicted model, not a curated record. The transcript has 24 exons. Gene Ontology annotation, molecular function: zinc ion binding; metallocarboxypeptidase activity.